Molecule: messenger RNA, 2410 nt
Organism: Silurus meridionalis
Lineage: Eukaryota; Metazoa; Chordata; Actinopteri; Siluriformes; Siluridae
Product: ankyrin repeat domain-containing protein 34B
Exons: 2
Coding region: 809-2218 (469 amino acids)
Molecular function (GO): protein binding
Source: RefSeq, a predicted model, not a curated record
UCAUUCAUUCACUUUCUCGAUGUGCGGAAAUCGGAAAUGUCAGGAAUUUCUACUUUUAAGGGAAAUUUUUUAACCUGGACAAAAAACGCUAAAGAAUUCAUAGCAUAAGCGUUAGCAUUGCUUGUCACUUCCUGACUAGCCGCUAACACUAGUGCUUUAGCGUUUUCAUUCAUGCGCAAAACAAAUCUUAUUUCCGGAACGGAGUGAGUAGCCACUGUGACACUGUGCUAACUCUAGUUUUCUUUUUUUUUUUAUACCCCUGAAAGUGUGAGGCGAAGACUAAUUAAACUUGCAGUCUGGCACUUAAUACAUUCCUGAGGGAACUCAAAAACGUAACUAUGUUCCGCAUGUAAAAAAAAAAACCAAAAAAAAAACAAACAAAGGAUUGCAUUCUGUACCGAACCGAAAGCCCGGUACCAAAAGAAUUUCAGUACCAAUAUGUGUACCGUUACACCCCUAAUAUACAUAUAAUUACAAAUGUUUGUGUGCGUUUUAAAUUCAUUCCAUACUGUUAAAAAUACACUAUUUUGUCCUCACAUGCACUGAUGUGCCUAAACACACAGAAGUAUGCCCUCCCCUGUCAGAAAAACAUGCUCUCUGACUCCCUCCAACAGAUCUCAAAAUCAUUUGACCUGAAGCCCAUCUGCUUACACAAAGCCAGGACGAGGACCUGCAUCGGGUAUCAAGGAUCUCAAAUUUAACAAAAGCACUGAAAACAUGUACAUAGACGAGCAUUAAAAACCUUUAUUGGCCCAAGAUCUUGUCACAGACUACAUCUAUAAAGAUCCCAUAUCACAUAUUUGGCACUAUGGCUGAGCGGCAGAACUACCUGGAGGACGGAAGCCCUCUUAUCAAGGCAGCCGAAUUAGGCAAGAUGCGUCUGGUUCGGCUGCUGGUGGAAGGAGGCGCGCAAGUCAACGAGCGCAACCAACGUGGUGAUACGCCUCUUCUAGCCUCAUGCCGAGCACUGAGGGCCGACCAGUCUGGAAACACUACCUCUCUAAAGCUCAUCCAUUUCCUUCUCCAGCACCAUGCUGAUCCCAACGCCCAGGACAAGUUUGGACGCACACCCCUCAUGUACGCUUGUAUGGAGCGGGCAGGUGCUGAGGUGGCUGCAGCUCUGAUUUCUGCUGGCGCUGACCCUAGCAUGGAGGACUACGCUGGAGGUUCUGCGCUGGUCUACAGCAUCAACGCCCGUGAUCAGGAGACCAUCCGUGUGCUGCUUGAUGCUUGUAGGGCUAAAGGGCGUGACAUCAUAAUCAUCUCCACAGAUCUAAGCACAGGUGAUGCCACUGUUAGCCAACGCUAUCUAAACGUGCCCCCUUCGCCCGACACCUCACCUGUCGCAUGCAUGUCACCUUCUGACAUCGAGCUCAAGACAGGCUCACCGAAUUCUGAGACUGAGGCAGAGGGGUUCUUCAAUUUCAGAGCUUCGGGAAGGAGAGGAAGCAGAGCGGCGUCGCCUCUACUUCUAGAGCCAGAGCAGUCAGAUCGCCAGCGGCUGAAUUCUGAACCCUGGCUAACCAUUCACAACUUGGCACACCUUAGUCGCACCUAUGAAGAAAGGAUUGCAAAGGGAGCUGUGCAGGAAGAAGAGGAUAAGGAGGUGAAGCACAGCAACCUUCCUCCGAAAGUGGAUCCGAGCAGCUCCUCCACAGCUGCUAAUCUCAAACCCGGGCGAACGUUUUGCAGGAACCACACCGAGAACUUGGGUGCACCAACUGAAGCGCAUCUAAACAAUCGACGGAACACUCUUCCUGCUCUUCCUGGACAGAAUUUACUUCAGCUUCCCACCUUAUCACUCAAUUUAUCCAGCUCAGACACACACCUACAUGACCAGCCAAGCACUAUAACACUACCACCAGUUCCUACCAGUAAAAACUUCCACCAUUCCACUAUCAACACCAGCACCUGCUCUCUGGCACCUCCAGCUGCUCAGUGCGGAUUUAACACCAUGAGAAAAUGGAAACCACAGGAGCAUUUAUGUUUAAAGCCCCAGGCACGCAAUACCACCAUCCUGCCUCCUCUCUCAGUCAACUGCACUGCGAACACAUUCACACAAUCCUGUGGUGAUGAGGAAAGCACUGCAAACACAGAAGAGACCCAAGACCAUAGACAGGAAGGCACAAGGGGCAAGAGAUUUCCACGUCGCCACUCCAUUCAGCUCGAGCAGAUAAAACAGGAUGGUGGGACUGACGAGAUCCUCUUCAUCUUGUGAAAUACCAGAUUUGAAAUAUAGCCAUGCAACACAAGUAAAACUGAGCAAAUCAACCAAAAAAUAUAUAUACAACUAAUUUCUAAGUACAUUAUGAUAUAAAGGAACAUCAAAUAUAUGUUGUAUAGGAGUGUUUCAAAAUAUUUAAUUCACUUUUUAUAAACUUGUAUUAGGAAAUAAAAAUGUGCAAUAGCA